AUGAUGAUUGGAACCAAGCUAUUUGCUGCCUUCACCUUCGCAUCGUUUGGCCUAGUCGCCUCUUCGCCUGGUGUUGUACCACUCCCUGUCGUCGACGCCAUCGUCAAACGCGACAUUGCUGACCCAGUCUUCACCAUCUUGAACCUCUCGACAGACAUUUUUUUAUCUCAACUCCGUCAACUUGCCACGAAUGGGUCCGCUUCUGAUGUCACUGUCACUCCUCUCAUUGAACAGUUGACGUUGGCAUUGAAACAAGCAACAUCCACUCUGUCCAUUCUGUCCACUCUUAACCCUUCUAUCUCUUGCGAGAAGCAAGGAAAUUGCCCCAUCGUCAGCAGCAUUCUUAAUACCGUCCGAUCUCUCGAGGCCGUAGUUCCAGUCACGAGUGGUCUGGAAGCUACUCUAAACGAAUUUCGUGAUACAGUUGCGAAUGUCGUGGCUUAUGGAAGGCUGGGGUAG
Molecule: messenger RNA, 459 nt
Organism: Marasmius oreades (fairy-ring Marasmius)
Lineage: Eukaryota; Fungi; Basidiomycota; Agaricomycetes; Agaricales; Marasmiaceae
Exons: 4
Coding region: 1-459 (152 amino acids)
Source: RefSeq, a predicted model, not a curated record